Gongylonema pulchrum is the source of this 933-nucleotide messenger RNA. The record is from the annotation of a GenBank genome assembly. Lineage: Eukaryota; Metazoa; Nematoda; Chromadorea; Rhabditida; Gongylonematidae.
UAUGGUAACAUUGUCCCAACAACAGAUGCAAGCAAACUUUUUUGCAUGCUUUAUACGCUGGUAGGUGUACCGCUGCUGUUUUUAUCGCUAGCAAAUAUAGGACAGUUUUUCGCUGAAGGCUAUUGGAUUUUUCUGGCAUCUCUCUCCAGAACACAGCGUCGUUUGCCGUUGUUUCUUGUCGUCACAUUAUUAUUGACGCAUUCUGUUAUCGGUGGCCUACUGUUUCAUUUCUGGAUUGAUCAGAUGCCCGUCAUCCCGGCAGUUUAUUUUAGUUUCGUUUCAAUCACCACGAUCGGCUAUGGCGAUAUCACUCCGACACCAAAUGGUCCCUUGCAAACAUUCAUUAUUAUAUUUUAUCUUGCUAUUGGAAUGGUGAUUAUGUCAACAUUUGUGGCAGCACUGUAUAAUUACUUGCGGAAAUUACAUUACCUAGGGCGCAAUUUCAGUGGUGCAGCACAUGUGGAGGUGUGGUUCGGUGGUACCAGGAUGUCCGUAUCCGAGCUGCUCUAUAUUGUUGCUGAGGAAUUCAAUGUCUCUCCCAAAAUGCUUUACGAAGUGUUACACGAUUUGGACGACAUAAUAACAGAAGCGACAGAUCCGAAGUUGCAAAAUAAUAUUGAAGAAGUUGAAAAUCGUCGUCAGGAUCGAAUUUCGCGCAGUGAAAGUCGCGCGGGUGAAAAACGGACGAAAAAGGGAGUGAGAAGAGUGGAAGUGAAGGAUUCGGAAAAUCCUGAACAUACACAUGUGAUGAUCAAAGUUGAUUCGGACAAAUACUUAAAUACAAUUCCGGCAGACCAGCGAGAUAAUGUUAUACAAGCACUUGGCAUGUUCCAUCACGUGCUCAAGACGAAAUCAAAUUUGAGCAAGCGACGCUCGUCAUCUGCAUCGGCCAAGUUGCGCAUGGUAAAGCACAGCAACCAGACAGUCUAUUAG